UUAGAAUCGGCUGGAAGACGCGCGCCCUCGCGUACAGAGCUCAUUCGCCAGGUUUGUGGAACGCGCGCAUUUGUAGAUGUCGCAGAACACGGAAGGAGGACCGCCGGAGGUCACACUGAUGACCUCAAUGGGUUCUUUUACAGUUGAGAUGUACACCAAACACGCGCCGAGAACCUGCCGGAACUUCAUUGAGCUUGCUCGGAGUGGUUACUAUAACAACGUUAAGUUCCAUAGGAUCAUCAAGGAUUUCAUUGUGCAAGGUGGCGAUCCAACUGGUACCGGAAGAGGAGGACAAUCCAUUUACGGUUCGAAAUUUGAGGAUGAGAUUGACAAAGAAUUGAAACAUACUGGAGCAGGUAUUCUAUCCAUGGCUAAUGCAGGACCGAACUCAAAUGGAAGUCAAUUCUUUAUUACAUUAGCACCUGCACAAUCGCUGGAUGGCAAACAUACCAUAUUUGGAAGAGUCUGUAGAGGAAUGGAAAUUGUGAAGAGACUCGGCAGCGUUCAAACUGAUAACACAGAUAGACCUGUCCAAGAUGUGAAGAUACUAAAGGCCACCGUCAAAGAUUGAUGUCAUGCUGCACUACAAAAGGGCCGUCAAUCUUUUCUCGCCCGUCAUUGAAAACCAUCAAAGACACCAUCUUUAGCCUGUGGCUCAAAUUGUUGUAUUGCAGCCGAUUGAUAUAAUUUGACGGAUGGGAUGACUAAGCUUUAUGUUUUAAUGCAUGGGAUUCUUUAGAUUUACUCCCGUCAUAAACUAGAUCCACUUGUAGAAUGGACGAGGAAUUGACCGAGCCAAGUGAUCAGGUCAAGGGUUAUACAAAAG
Molecule: messenger RNA, 826 nt
Organism: Cuscuta europaea
Lineage: Eukaryota; Viridiplantae; Streptophyta; Magnoliopsida; Solanales; Convolvulaceae
Source: the annotation of a GenBank genome assembly